Molecule: messenger RNA, 791 nt
Organism: Suillus clintonianus
Lineage: Eukaryota; Fungi; Basidiomycota; Agaricomycetes; Boletales; Suillaceae
Exons: 1
Coding region: 63-791 (242 amino acids)
Source: RefSeq, a predicted model, not a curated record
CUCUUCUACGCGUAACAGCAUAUUCUUACGAUCUUCAUCCUUCUCAAUCAGCAUCUACCAUUAUGAUCUCUUCCAUUACGACUAUUACUGCCCGCGUCGCCGUCACUGGCUUUCUUACUGUCUUUUGCUUCAAACGGACCGUCGUCGACAAUACCGCUCAGGUCCUAUCCGAAGCAGAGAAGGUCUCCGCUGGCCUCAUCGCAUACUCUAUCUGCAUGUCGACCUUCACGCUUGUUCUCGCCGCCGACGCAGCUGCACAGAGGAUUCUCAGCAAGGACGCCAAGGACAUGCCCGCCGCUCCGAAGGACGGCGACGCCGACUUUAAUCCUCCAUCCACUAAUGACAAUACCGCCUCCGCUACACCUAAUCCUGUCGCACUACAUUAUUUGCAGCCAUCUCCGUCUCCAUCUCCAUCGCGUUCAAUCGAAUUACAACCAUCUCCAGCUCCAUCAUCGCGUUUAAUCGAACCACAACUAUCUCUGCCUCCAGCUCCGCCGCAUUUAAUCGAAUCACAGCCACCUAUGGCUCAAUCUCUCUUUUCUUCGCAUUUAAUCGAAUCAACGGAAACCAUAUCCAUUCCAAUCACCUGUUGUACUUGUACGCCUUGCAUCAAUCUCACUUCGCCGAACCUCUACUGCAAACGUCUGUCUAUUGAUUCCAACAUCACACUCCUACCCUGCGACAACGACUUCAUUACCAACAACUGUAAGUUAUUUGAUGACCAAAGCAUUGUCCAUGACUCGGAGGUAAGACGCAGCGUAGCCUCAAUUUCAGCAUUACCUGAUGCUUGA